CUCACCCAUCUCUUCCACCCACCAAUCCCCGCUCAAAAACCCCCAAAUCCCCUUUUCUCUCAAGCUACUCGGAGCAGGCAGCCAUGUCGGGGCGGGGCAAGGGCGGCAAGGGGCUCGGCAAGGGCGGCGCGAAGCGCCACCGCAAGGUCCUGCGCGACAACAUCCAGGGCAUCACCAAGCCGGCGAUCCGGAGGCUGGCCCGGAGGGGCGGCGUGAAGCGCAUCUCGGGGCUCAUCUACGAGGAGACCCGCGGCGUGCUCAAGAUCUUCCUCGAGAACGUCAUCCGCGACGCCGUCACCUACACCGAGCACGCCCGCCGCAAGACCGUCACCGCCAUGGACGUCGUCUACGCGCUCAAGCGCCAGGGCCGCACCCUGUACGGCUUCGGCGGCUGAAGAGCCGCGGCGCUGGCUGGCCCUGGCGCACCAGCCAUGGCUCGCGGUCAAGAAAGUGGAGAAGAGGAGAAAUCUGUAGUUGAUCUGGGUUCUGUGCCUUCUAUGCUUAGUAGUAGUAUCCUAUGCUUAGUAGUUUGCUUCCGUGUUCUGAACCUGAUGGGCAAAUACUGUGUUUGCCGAGUUAUAUGGUUCGAGAGUUAACAAAACUGUUCUCCAGUUAUGAAUUAUGCUAAUGACGAUGCUGUUCUGCUUUA
This is a messenger RNA of Aegilops tauschii subsp. strangulata, 649 nucleotides long. Its product is annotated as histone H4. The record is from RefSeq and is a predicted model, not a curated record. Lineage: Eukaryota; Viridiplantae; Streptophyta; Magnoliopsida; Poales; Poaceae. Gene Ontology annotation, cellular component: nucleosome. Gene Ontology annotation, molecular function: DNA binding; structural constituent of chromatin; protein heterodimerization activity.